Molecule: messenger RNA, 2825 nt
Organism: Mizuhopecten yessoensis (Yesso scallop)
Lineage: Eukaryota; Metazoa; Mollusca; Bivalvia; Pectinida; Pectinidae
Exons: 6
Coding region: 155-1174 (339 amino acids)
Molecular function (GO): serine-type endopeptidase activity
Source: RefSeq, a predicted model, not a curated record
CAGGCCAGACCACUGAAUGUGUCCGUUCAUCCAUGUCUGUGAUCAAUAGGGGACCAUUAUCGUGGUUUCGAAAUGUCGUCUAUCCCCAUCAAGUUUAAUGUUCGGGACUACAGUUGUUUGAAAGAGUGACAGUGCAACGACGAACACAUGAGAAAUGGCUGGAGUGGACUUACCCAUUUUGACGGAACGUCUUCUUGUAUCUGUAGUUGUAUUGAUAUCCAGAGUCAUGUGCAAUGCAUGUAAUACACAACAUCUGGUGGCAACACAAUUGGAGACAAGGUUGUACUCACCUUCUUACGGGUCCUACCAGAAUAAUAUGGAUUGUGCAUGGAAGAUAAGCUCAGCUUUACACGACAGUAAUGUACAAGUUGAAAUCGAACAGAUGUCCUUACAAACCAACAACGGAUACUGUGUUGAUUACCUACAAAUAUAUGAUGGUGAAAGUGUUGACAGUAAGUUACUUGGAAGCGUCUGCAGAUCGACGGAAACGUUUGUAAGCAGUUCCAAUAACAUUUAUCUACGAUUUUAUACAGACUCUUCUCAGACAGACAUUGGAUUUACACUGAAAUACUUCCAACCCGAUGAAAACGACGACAGCUGGAAAAAAGUGCUGACAAUCGUGAUUACAGUAACUGUCGUGGCGAUGAUUCUGAGUUGUUGGUACAAACGGUUCCAUAAACGUUUCCGAAAUCAUCAUCAUGCUGUGGUAGAUCCGGACAAUGAGACAGCAGGACGCUCAGGUGUUAAUAGGAACCGGUCGUGCGUAUGGUCAACCAGUAGCGAACAGACUCAGACGGACAAUGAAUUCACCAAUUCAGAAAAUACUCAACAACCCGGACCAGUUAAACCUCCAGCUUAUUCAGAAAUAGAUGUAAACCCCGGUAAAUUACCAACGUAUGAUGAAACAACCAUCGAUGAACAUAAUUGUGAAUGUUCUCCUCCGCCAUCAUAUACAGAUAGAAUUCAGACAGGCAGACUGAUCAGACAAUCUAGUGCGUACUCCUACACGUAUUCAGUGACGUCGAACUCGACGUCAUCGUUAUCCUCUGUUUCAACAACGUCAAUCGAAUCGUCGUCGUCGUUUAUAAACCAAUCUGAACAAUCAUCUUUAUCUCAUUUACCCACGUAUGAAUCAGCAAUGGCUAACCAUGACACGAGAGUUCCUAUAAAUUAAUGAAUUUUCGCGAAUGUUUAUUCCCGCAAGUGUGUUCCAGUCGGCCUGUUCGCAAAAUCUUGCAUUCGCAAAAUGAGCAAGGACAGACACAUGCUUUGUGCAAGAACUUUAUUUUUAUUUUUUAAAGAUAAGAGACAAGAACUUAAUCAACUAUUAACUAAUUGGUGUUUAAGUUUUGUUUGGUUCCCUUCGUUCGUCGGAGGUCCAUUAUCGAAGUGGGUCCAGUUUCUGUGCUUUGAUAUUUUGUGAAUUGCUGUGCGAAUACAUCAUGUUUAAUGAGGUGAUCAGAAAAGUAUUCAAGUAAUGCGGUGAAAUCAACGAAGUCAUCCUAUCUUACUUUCACACCUGUUGAAGAAAAAUGGCUUUUUCGUUAUUACUUUUUUCUAGGGUAGCAUAGAUAUAGAAGACAAAACGUAAAUUAUGUUUGAGGAAGCUCGUCGUAAUUGUAAAGACAAUUAUUGCUUAUCAAAAUAAAGACCAAACAUCGCUGGCAAACAACACGAAACACCUUGUUUCGUAAGUUUACUCUAAACCUGACAUUGUUUCGUAAGUUUACUUUAAUCCGUUUAUUUGGCAAUAUCCGUCUUAGAGGCUCCAUAACUGGUCACCAAUUACUUUUCAAAAUUAAACCGUUGAAAGAUUGUUUUUCUUUUUCAAAUGUAUAUCUAACUUAGAAUUCACGAGGUUAGUGAUACAACUGUUUUUUUAAUCAAUUAUUUGGUAAACUAUGUGUGAAAAUUGUUUGUAUGUACAUUUUUGAGGGUGGUUAUUUGAACCUUACAAGACGUAUAUUUUGUUGUAUUUUCAAUAAUUAUGCGCUUAUCAUGGAUUCUUAUUUUAAGGUGAUACAUCCGAAACCUAGAUGUAUUAACAUGCAUCAGCUGCUUAUACAUCAAGAGAAAAACAGAAAGAGUGAUGCUUUCUUGAUAAUUAAAUCAAAACACUUUAUAAACCUUUUGUUUUUCAAAGUUAUCGCCAAAAGGGCCUAGUUGUUCAAAGUCAGUGAUAACUUUGACGAGGAGAUUAAAAGGUAUGUUAAAGAAUUUCAAAAAUAAUCAUUUGAAAAAAAUGUGAAAUGGAACAAAUUUCUAAAACGUUGUAUUUAGAUAUGUUACCACUCCUUAAGCCCAAACAGACUUUGACUAACUUGAGCCAGACACAAUAUCAUCAAAAUCGUUUUCAUUUGGUAAUAGAAGAAGCUAUAAUUGAAAUUUGACUCACGAGGUCACAAUGUCUUUCCUCUUGAUUUCAUAUCGCCAUUAAUGCUACUGGUGUUGUUUUUGUUUUGACUUUCAUGUCUGUUGUUGUUGAUUUGUUCAAUUGGAGCUGAGGAUUGCCCUGCUGUUUACCUAUACAUAAAGAAAACAUGCAAAUGUCAAAGUAAUUUAAUCUUUUCUUUUUAAAUUUCAAUAGCUUAGCUGUAGUUACAUUCUGCGUUGAGAACCGUCUCAAAGAAUUGUUAAUAAACUGUAUAAGACUCCAUUGUUUCUCUAUUGGAUUAAGGCAUUAUAAUUGUAGUUGAAUGGGAGAAUUAUUGAGUGUCAAUAGAGUAAACACAUGAGAUGUUUGUUGAUGUGGGAUACUUUGAAUUUCAAUAUUACAAUCAUUUUAUCAUUAAAAGACAAAAACAAAAUAUAUAGAGGCUAUACAA